GAAAGAGAAGCUGCUGCACUUCCGGUGUCGGACCUUAACAGUGUGACACCCAGCGGAAGUAAACAACACAAGCUCUAGUAGCUUUAGCUGUAAGAUGAUCUUGUAAUUACGGAUACUUAUUUAAUUUAUGAUUAAGCAACAAUGUCUUCAGUUGAGUAUUUGAGAGAGUUUGUCAACGAGCGACUAACUGCUGCUGCUGAAGAAAUAUUCAGAGGUUUUGAAAAAGCUAUUAUCGAGUACGAGGAAGAGAUCGAUCGUCAGCGCAAACUGUUGGAUAUCGUUUGGAAACCCGAAAGGUUACACAUGAUAGAGCUCCCACAGCAACAUGUCUGUAAGGAGGAGGAGGUUCUCGCUGACCAGCAGCUCUGUAUUCAGGAGAGGAACUCCAGUCUGGACCAAGAGGACCCAGAGCCUCCACAGAUUAAAGAGGAACAGGAGGAGCUCUGCAUCAGUCAGGAGGAAGAGCAGCUUGAACUGAAACAGGAGACUGAAACCUUUAUGUUGACUCCUACUGAUGAGGAAAGUGAUCACAGUGAAGAUCAGACUUUGUACUUUAAUCCUGACAAAAGUCAGAGUGUAGCAGAGACAGAGCUUCCACCUAGCAUGUGUAUCAGUUGGCUAAAAGACGAAUCUGACUGUGAAAAUCCUGAAGAAUCAGAAUCAAACAGUGACCACCAGCUCCUCUCUCACAACUCUCAUGUAGCUGAGAGCCAAGAUCAGAAAGGAGGCAAACAUGGAGACUCAGGAUCAACUAGUAAUGAAGAGCUGAAGCCAAAGAAACAAAACAGAAGUUACAGUAACAAUGUAAACAACUCUAACUUGUUAAAGAUUCACUGUAAUACUCACACAGGUAAACAGUCUUUUAAAUGUGAAACAUGUGGAAAAGAUUUUAAUUAUAAGUCUAAAUUGCAGAGGCACAUGAGAGUACACGCAGGUGAGAAGCCGUAUUCAUGCAAAACAUGUGGGAAAGAUUUCAGACUUCCUGGUGACUUAAAAGUCCACGUGAGAACCCACACAGGUGAGAAGCCAUACCUUUGCAAGACCUGCGGUAACAGAUUCUGUGAUUUUUCAGCAUUGAAAAAACAUAUGAGAAUCCACACAGGUGAGAAGCCGUAUGCUUGUAAAACAUGUGGGAAAGCUUUCAGACAGAACAGUAACUUGACAGUCCAUAUGAGAACCCACACAGGUGAGAAGCCAUUUCCUUGCAAAACAUGUGGAAAAGGUUACGGACGUAAUAGGGGCUUGUUGCUCCACAUGAUAAGAGCCCACGCUGGUGAGAAGCCGUACCUUUGCAAGAUCUGUGGGGAAAGAUUCUUUGGAGUGCUUGAAUUCAAAAGGCAUAUAGGAGUGCAUACAGACAAUUCGUUUUCUAUUUGAACUCACACAAGUCAGGAGCCACAUCGUUGCAGUUUUUGUGGAAAAAGUUUUACUCAAAUGACAUACUUGGAAAAACUCCCGAGGAUCAAUAUACAAAGGAGAAACUAUUGAGCUGAAACUGCUGUGGAGAUGUUUUCACUAACAGAAUGAAAUACACUUGUAGCAAUAGCUUCAUCUCUGUAGUUGAAUGUAAAAUGGUUUGCACAAAGAUGACAUGUCAAUAUCAUUGUGUAAAGUUUCCAGUCAUAUGACUGUAUUACUUAUAUUUCUGUUAGCCGCUGUAUUUCUUUUAACUAUAAAGCAAGGAAUCUC
Sebastes umbrosus (honeycomb rockfish) is the source of this 1689-nucleotide messenger RNA. RefSeq names its product zinc finger protein 699-like. Gene Ontology annotation, biological process: regulation of DNA-templated transcription. The transcript is spliced from 2 exons. Gene Ontology annotation, molecular function: RNA polymerase II cis-regulatory region sequence-specific DNA binding; DNA-binding transcription factor activity, RNA polymerase II-specific. The record is from RefSeq and is a predicted model, not a curated record. Bases 142 to 1377 code for a protein of 411 amino acids. Lineage: Eukaryota; Metazoa; Chordata; Actinopteri; Perciformes; Sebastidae.